AAUCAUUUUCAUAUAACUCAUCAACAAACCAACUCAACACUUACUUGAAUUGUUUUCCUCACCAUAGAGCUUCUGUGAAACCAUUUGGCAUAAUUCAAUUGAUUAACAAUUUAUAAUCAUCAACAAUCGAGCAACAAUGUCACAGCAUUGUGAAAAUAAUGAUCAGGUCUUGACUAAUGGUCAUGGUGGAACUAAAGAUAAUGGAAAUCUUUGUGUGCUGUUCUCUGUGAAGGAAAACGUUGGUGCUUUGGCUGAAGUCCUUAGAAUAUUCAAAGAGUAUCAUGUUAAUUUGGCUCACAUUGAAUCAAGAUCGUCCAAACGUUUCUCAGAUGAUUAUGAGUUUCUCAUCGAAAUCGAUACUCGGUCUGAGUCAGCAAAUAUUGACAAAGCAUUAAACGAUCUUAAAGGUAUCUCCACAUACAUGCAAGUUAUUUCAAGAGAGCCACGAGGGAAAGAAUCUGUUCCAUGGUUUCCAGUUAAAAUAAAGGAAAUUGAUAACUUCGCUAACCAUGUAUUAUCAUAUGGAGCUGAAUUGGACUCUGACCAUCCAGGUUUCACGGAUGAAGUUUAUCGUAAACGUCGAAAAUACUUUGCUGAUUUGGCUUUCAAUCAUAAACAUGGCCAACCAUUACCUCGAGUUGAAUAUACAGAGGAAGAGAUCAACACUUGGCGAACUGUUUACAACCAAUUAACAAGUCUCUAUCCAACUCAUGCUUGUCGAGAGCAUAAUCAUAUAUUUCGCUUGAUGAUUGAAAACUGUGGUUAUGGACCAGAUCAGAUACCACAAUUAGAAGAUGUCUCUAAUUUCCUUAAAGAUUGUACUGGUUUUACUUUGCGUCCAGUUGCUGGUUUAUUAACAUCUCGAGAUUUUCUUGCUGGCUUAGCUUUCAGAGUUUUUCAUGCAACUCAAUAUAUUCGCCAUCCUUCAGUUCCACUGUACACACCAGAGCCCGAUGUUUGCCAUGAACUCUUGGGUCAUGCUCCUUUAUUUGCUGAUCCAGGUUUUGCCCAAUUUUCUCAAGAGAUUGGUUUAUCAUCAUUAGGAGCUCCUGAUGAUUAUAUUGAAAAGUUGGCCACUUGUUAUUGGUACACAGUCGAAUAUGGUCUUUGUAAACAAGAUGGACAGAUAAAAGCUUACGGAGCCGGUCUUCUUUCGAGUUUUGGAGAGCUUCAGUAUUGUUUAACUGAUAAACCAGAAGUAAAGCCAUUUGAUCCAUAUGUGACAGCUCUUCAAAAGUAUCCCAUUACUGAAUAUCAGCCUAUCUAUUUCUUGGCUGAAAGCUUUGGAAAAGCUCAACAAAAACUUAAAGAGUUUGCUUACUCCAUCCCGAGACCAUUCACCGUUCGUUAUAAUCCUUACACUCAAUCAAUUGAAAUACUUGAUCGUAAGAAUCAAUUAGAAGGACUGGUUAAAACGAUUCGAAGUGAAAUGGAUAUUCUCACAGAUGCUAUUAGGAAAAUCCAGUAAACUUAUUAGUUUCAUCACAGGAAACAAUUAAGCAUGUUCAAUAUCCGCAGUUAGUUAAUAUUUGCUAAUAUUUGGUCACUUGUGAUCAAAAAUCUCACUCCACUUGGACUUUCUAAACUUUUAUUUCUUUCAUGUAAACUUUAAGCUUGAACUUAUGAAAAUAACAUUUUUAGAAGCUAAUAAAUUGAAAUUGACAAAUCUUAUACAAAAUUAUGUGAUUUUUGUACAUUUUUUGUGAAAUUAAAGAUCAAUCGAUCAUAAAUGUUACACCUUUUGAUUCUCUACUGAUCUCCGAAUUUUGUUAAUCAACUGCUUUUUGGUGUAAACCAAUGUAUUAAAUUGCCUCUCCAAGGCUUCAA
Messenger RNA from Tetranychus urticae (two-spotted spider mite), 1827 nucleotides. It is a transcript of the gene Hn, whose product is annotated as phenylalanine hydroxylase. NCBI's taxonomy places the organism in Eukaryota, Metazoa, Arthropoda, Arachnida, Trombidiformes, Tetranychidae. Gene Ontology annotation, biological process: L-phenylalanine catabolic process; L-tyrosine biosynthetic process. Gene Ontology annotation, molecular function: phenylalanine 4-monooxygenase activity; iron ion binding. The record is from RefSeq and is a predicted model, not a curated record.